UCGUACUCCUACAAUUUUAGCCGACUUUAUCCCUCCUCCUCUAGCGGCGCCGUCACGCAACAAAUUCCAUUCCCCGUUUUACCCCUACCCCUAUCCACAACUUUCUAGACCCUCCUCCUUCUACUUCAAUUUCUCUGCCUGCAUACCAGAGAGAAAUCAAAUCCAAUCAAUUGAAGGAUCAACAAUGGCCGCCGCCGCCGCCGCCGCCGCCGCCGCCGCCGCCGCACAGGACCAGCAGCACGCGGCGUGGCUACUGGAGAACGGGAACAUAAAGCUGUUGAGCAAGGAAUCGAGGCAGGGGCAUGGGCAGAGCUACGGCCGGACGGCGCACAACAUGUCGUCGGCGUCUCUCCGGAAGAAGUCCGAUCUCUCGCUCGUGAAGAAAGUCCGGUGCGGAGUUCUCCGGAACCUUCUCAUUUCCCUCCAGGAAGUUUUCCUCGGGACUAAGCUCUCCCUUCUCUUCUUCGCCAUCCCUUUCGCCAUUCUCGCCCAGUGUCGUCACUACGGGAGGCCAUGGGUUUUUGCUUUGAGCUUACUUGGACUCAUCCCCCUCGCGGAACGCAUCAGUUUUCUCACAGAACAAAUAGCCUACCACACUGGUCCAACAGUGGGAGGUCUGCUAAAUGCUACAUGCGGGAAUGCGACGGAGCUGAUCAUAGCAAUCUUCGCGCUGGUUGAGCACAAAGUAGACGUCGUCAAGUACUCUCUACUCGGCUCCAUCCUCUCCAACCUUCUCCUCGUCCUCGGAACCUCCCUCCUCUGUGGCGGCAUUGCCAACAUCCACUCCCCACAAACAUUCGACAGAAAACAAGCCGAUGUCAACUCUCUCCUCUUGUUGUUGGGGCUCUUGUGCCAUGCCCUUCCAAUGAUGUUUCAACAAGUUGGUGCCGCCACCGGAGGAGGAGGAGGACACGAUGUCCCUUUCGCGACCGCACAAGCAACCCUCGCGCUUUCGAGAACGAGCAGCAUUGUCAUGAUCCUCGCCUACUUUGGUUACCUCGUCUUCCAAUUGUGGACUCAUCGCCAACUCUUUGAAGCCCCAGAUGUAGAGGAGGAGAACGGGAACGGGGAAUCCAAGGAAGAACCGGUGUUGGGAUUUUGGAGUGCGUUUGUUUGGUUGGUUUUGAUGACCGGAGUGGUAGCCCUCUUGUCCGAAUUUGCUGUUGACACUAUUGAGGCUGCAUCAGGGUCAUGGGGUAUAUCUGUGAGUUUCAUCAGUGUUAUUUUGUUGCCAAUUGUUGGGAAUGCAGCGGAACACGCGGGUGCUAUUAUCUUCGCUUUCAAGAAUAAAUUGGAUAUAUCUCUGGGAGUGGCUCUUGGUUCAGCAACACAAAUUGGUAUAUUUGUGAUUCCUUUGACCAUAAUUGUGGCAUGGAUCAUGGGAAUCAAGAUGGACCUUGCAUUCAGCACCAUUGAAACCGGGGCUCUUGCUUUGUCGAUACUCAUCACCGCCUUCACUCUACAGGACGGAACGUCUCACUACAUGAAGGGACUAGUGCUACUUCUAUGUUACAUUGUGAUUGGGGCAUGUUUUUUUGUCACUCAUGGCCCUCCAGACGAACCGCAACUUAUUCAUUUGGGAUCAAACCAUGGGAUUUUCAGAGGCUAAAGAAGAUUAUUGGUGAUGAAUUUGUGUUUUCUUUGGAUUGAUGAUAUGAUUAUUCCCAUCAUCUUCAACUCCUCCAAAAUUGAACAUUUUGUGUGUGCAAGCAAGCAAAGCAAUGGGGCGCCGGAUGAUAUAAUUAAUAAAACGGAGUUAUUGUUUGUCUGUGGAUGCAUGGCAUUGUGUGUGUGUGUCUAUUUUGCUAUACAUUUCUUGGAACAGUAAACUUUAGCUGAAACAGUACCCUACUAUGUACUAGGAGGAAUAUGGCU
Molecule: messenger RNA, 1875 nt
Organism: Cuscuta campestris
Lineage: Eukaryota; Viridiplantae; Streptophyta; Magnoliopsida; Solanales; Convolvulaceae
Source: the annotation of a GenBank genome assembly